AUGUCUUUCCACCACAGUGCCUCAAACAUCCGCGUCGAGGAGGGCCACAUCCUCGUCGCCGACCUCGAGAACGGUGAGUCCAGAAUCAACCUGGACGACUUCAUUGGCAACGACAACGGCAACUUCCAGUGGGGAGGCGUCAACUUCUCUGGAUCCGCCGAGGACAUCCGCUUUGAGCUCGAGGGCGACGGCCAGCCCAUCCUCCGUGCCAGACUCGGCGACGUUGAGGGAAACCUGCACGACCGUGACAUUAACCUCUCCGAGCGCAUUGGCAACGACAAUGGCAACCUCAGCUUCGCUUAG
Clonostachys rhizophaga is the source of this 303-nucleotide messenger RNA. The record is from the annotation of a GenBank genome assembly. Lineage: Eukaryota; Fungi; Ascomycota; Sordariomycetes; Hypocreales; Bionectriaceae.